Molecule: messenger RNA, 1887 nt
Organism: Leptosia nina
Lineage: Eukaryota; Metazoa; Arthropoda; Insecta; Lepidoptera; Pieridae
Source: the annotation of a GenBank genome assembly
AUGGCCAGUGCUAUUGCAAAGCUGCAAGGUUUGAGGCAGAAAAUCCAAGGCAAAGAGCAGCACCAUGAGUGCAGGACGCUGCAGAUCAACAUGCCUCCGCCCACAAACGUCGACAUCGAAUUCAGAAAUCUAUCCAUGAAUGUUUCCAUGGGGAUUACUAACAGCAAUAAAAUGGUUCGCAACUAUAAACGAAAAACAGAUCGUGGCAAAUGGAACGAAGAAGACAUGAGAAGAGCAGUAAAUGCUGUUCUUACUCAUAGAAUGGGAUUUCUUCUAGCCUCGGCUACUUACGAUGUUCCGAAGUCGACCUUAGAACGACGAGUAAGAAAAGCUCGUGAAACUGUUAAUGCCGACACUGAUUCUGAUAACGACUGCGGGAAAAAACAUUUGGGACGAUUCAAAACAGUUUUCUCAGCCGAGCAAGAAAAUGAGCUGGCGGAGUAUGUCAAAUCUAUGGAAGCACGGCUUUUUGGUUUAACAGGAAAAGAGCUACGCAUUAUAGCUUAUCAGUUGGCUCAGCGGAAUCAUAUAGAUAACCCAUUUAAUACAGAAACUGGUAUGGCAGGAGAAGAUUGGCUCAGCGGGUUUUUAAAACGACACCCUGAUCUAGCAUACAGACGCCCAGAACCAACAUCAGCUGCAAGAGCGAUGGCUUUUAACAGAGUGGCAGUCGAUAAUUUUUUUACAUUGUUGGAAAAUGUAAUAGAUAAACAUAAACUGACGCCUGAAAGAAUUUACAAUGUAGACGAAACGGGGAUCAGUACUGUUCCAAAAAGUCAAUCUAAGAUAUUGUCAACGAAGGGCCAGAAGCAAGUCGGCUGCCUCUAUCAGCAGAGAGAGCCUUUAGACGUGUCUUUCAUGAGACCUUUAAGCACGUACUACAGUGCAGAAGUGAAAAAAUGGCUCAGAGAUCACCCUGGUCGCGUGGUUACACCAUAUCAAGUGGCAAAACUUUUUGGACAAGCUUACUUAAAAGCAGCCACAAUGUUAACAGCCAUAAAUGGAUUUCGGAAAUGUGGUGUAUGGCCGCUAGAUAAAAAUGUAUUUACCGAUGCUGAUUUCAUAGCUGCAGAGACGACUAACACAGAAAAUCUGGCAAAAGAAAGGCUAAAUGUGGAAAAUGCUCCAUCAACUCAAACACCUGCAAUCACUGAAGAAAAUCUAUCGCGGCCAUCCCCUUCAGUUCACCUUGGCCAAAUUGAUAAAGGGAGUAUUCCAGAGCCUCUGAUAUCCUCAGAAAAUGCUGUCCAUCCAGUUUUAUCUACUGAAAAAGAAGAUAUUGUUGAACCAGCUACAUCUUUUUCCAAUAACAAUGGUGCCCAGGUCUCGUUCAAUUCUCAAAUUGACAUUUCUAAAGACAAAACUCCCGAAAGGCAAAUAAAAAGAAAAACUUCUUUUCUAAUAAGUCCUGAAAAUAUUAUGGCCAUACCUAAAGAAGUUAGGACUCAGGAGAGAAAGACUAGGAAACGAGGGAAGACUGCAGUACUAACUGAAUCACCUUACAAAAACGAACUCAUAAAACAUAUAAGUAUUAAAGAAGGUAAAAAUAAGAAAAAGACUGAUAAUCAAGUGACUGAAAAAGGUAAAAAACAAAUAAGGAAACCUGGAAAAAAGACUGCAAAGAAGAUUAAAAAGACAACAGACAAGGAAAAUCUGCAGAAAAAGCGUCAAACCAAAAGGUGCAAAAAUGAAACAGGAUCGGAAGAUAGUUCAUCCCAAGAAGAGGAUGAUGACUGUGCUUGCAUCUAUUGUGGGUACUUAUACUCAGAUUCAACGGAAGGUUGGGUCAUCUGCGGCGCAUGCCACGGUUGGGCGCAUAAUUCAUGUGCCGGAGUAGAUGAGGAAGACGAAGAGGCACACAUUUGUGAACGCUGUCUACCCGAUUAA